AUGAUACUAUAUUAUAUUAAAUCUUUAUAGUAUAUAAGUACUAUUUUUUUGGAAGUGAAUGAUUGGGGUUAGAUUUAUGUUAUUAGUUGUUAAUAAAUCAUAAUAUAUAAAUUUCUUAUAAAAAUAUCUUGUAAAAAUAUAUAGAAAUUAUAUUAUAAGAUGAAUUUUCAGCACGAAAAUUAAAUUUAGUAAUCAUCCUGAUUAAACUAUUAAUUAAUGACGUUUAUUAAGUAAUAAAUAUAUCCUCAUGUUAUUGUACAAAAAUAAGGUUGUUAAAGUGGUUUGAAUAUUUGUGUGAUAUUUAAAAUAUUUAUACUUAUUAGUACAUUAUAUUGAACAUUUUGUAUCAGCGACAUUUUAUACUUCCUUCAAUCUUAUUUGAAUUGUAAAAAUUGUAAUCACACACACGAAUAAAGUAGAGUAUUAUCGGAAUUUGUUAUUUAAUGAUUGUGUGUUUUAUUCUGUAAAAGUUUCUACAUAAUAAAUUUUAUAUGUAAAUAAAUUACAUGUCGCAAUAUAAACACCUAUUUUCAAUUUCAAUUCAUUAUGCAGUUUAAAAUGGCAUUUGUAUACAAUUUGAAAUUAUUAUUAUCGGUGAAAUUUGUAUAAACUUACCAUGGAUUACGCUUAAUCUAGUCAUUGGUUCCAGGCGCCUAUAUUUCAAGGGUUAAUUAAUUCUUUUAAUGAAUUAUUUUAUGAUAUCCUUUGGUUUCCCUUUAGCUUCUAAUUAUGAUCAAAGUGUGAAAAAUUAUAAUUUCAGAGAACCAGAUGUGUACUUUAAUGCUUCCAGUAUUUAGUCGGAUAACCAAUGCGAGAUCCAGGGACGAGGGACACGAAAUGUGAGCAUUCCAAAACGGAUCAUUCCAACUGUUUAGUAUUCUUCGCGCCAUGUGCUCGCAUGACGGAAACGUUACACUUACUGCGACUAAAACCAUACGGAAUUACGCAAUGGUGAAAGCACAAGAGUUUUAACCUGGAAGAAUUAUUGUCCAAAUUGUUCCUAUUUCCCUCUAAAUUUUUACAUUAUGCAUUGUGUAAUAACCCAUUCAUCUUUUUCUACUACAUCUUCUUUAAUGAGAGAUACUCCACGCUGUUGUCAAUUAAUUUCAAAGAUAGUAAGCUAUUAUAUUUUGCUAUACGAACGUCGAACAGGGUUAUUUUCUUUUUAUACAAUUUUAAUGUAAUUUGAAGAUUAUUUCCACAUUUAUUCUCAAAGGUAGCAGUUUUUAAUAUAAUUUGAAUUGAUAGAAGAAUGAUAAAAAUUAUCGCUAAAAUUUCGAAGGGUUCAAUGUGCAGCUACUAGAGAACUAAAAAUGAGAGCGAAACUUUUGCUACUCUGUCUGAAGCGCGUCACGUACACGCCUUCGAAGCUAUUUGCGAUGCAUCGAGGGCUGCGAUGAGCAUCGGUUCACGUACAUUCACAAAUGACAACUCCGUACACCUAUAAAUACGUUUGUCACUAGAAAUCGAACAGUCAGUUUCCUUCUUGACUUUCGUUCAAUCGUAGGAUUAUCCAAAACACUAAUCGACAUGGCUUUCAAGCAAGUGGUUAUCGUGCUGGCGGUCGCUAUAUUUACUACAUGCAAGGGAGCUGCAGUUCCUUUACCAGCAGUACCAUUAGCUAAACUUGCACCAGUGAAUCCAGCAUUUAAUUACGAUCCUCAUCCACAAUACACUUACGCUUAUGACGUUCAAGACAGUUUAACAGGAGAUUCGAAAACUCAGCAAGAAACUAGAAAUGGUGACAUAGUCAGUGGUAGCUACAGUUUCAUCGAAGCUGAUGGCACCAGGAGGAUUGUCGAGUACACGGCGGAUCCUGUGAAUGGAUUCAACGCGGUUGUCCACAGAGAACCUGUGGCUGUCAUUAAACCUGCCCUGAAGGUCGCUCCAGUGGCUUUUCAUCCUUAGACAAUUUUAAUACUUUAUAAUUUAUACUUAUCCUGGUAGAGAAAGAAGGGUAGGGUUGACCUAAUGGUACAUGGAAUUUAUUAACUUCAUGAGCAAGAAUUUUAGCUUCAAUUUAUUUUCUCAUUUCGUUUUAAUAAGCAAAACACAACAUUAAAUUGGUAUCAAUAUGAAAAAGAUUUACUCGUUGCGAAAUGAAAUGAAUUUUAUGUCAUUUAAGUCAUGCAUUGCUUAGUGCUCGCUCGUAAUACAAAAGAAAUUUAUAUUUGCCGUUUUGUACCGCUUACUAUGUAACUAGUCAUAUUACACUGUACAUACUGCAAUUAUUUUAUAAUGAAAUGUUUAUAUUAAAAACUUUUUUAAAAUA
Messenger RNA from Bombus huntii, 2272 nucleotides. RefSeq names its product larval cuticle protein A2B-like. Bases 1531 to 1908 code for a protein of 125 amino acids. The record is from RefSeq and is a predicted model, not a curated record. The transcript has 2 exons. NCBI's taxonomy places the organism in Eukaryota, Metazoa, Arthropoda, Insecta, Hymenoptera, Apidae. Gene Ontology annotation, cellular component: extracellular matrix.